Sardina pilchardus (European sardine) is the source of this 9222-nucleotide messenger RNA. Its product is annotated as titin-like. The coding region runs from base 24 to 8774 and encodes 2916 amino acids. Gene Ontology annotation, molecular function: transmembrane signaling receptor activity. The record is from RefSeq and is a predicted model, not a curated record. Gene Ontology annotation, biological process: cell surface receptor signaling pathway. Gene Ontology annotation, cellular component: plasma membrane. The transcript is spliced from 31 exons. NCBI's taxonomy places the organism in Eukaryota, Metazoa, Chordata, Actinopteri, Clupeiformes, Clupeidae.
CGCUGAGACCAGAGUCAGUCAGCAUGGAGCUCUCUGCAUCAUAUCAGCUGUUAUGGAUAAUUUCUGUUAUUCUACUGAGACACACUGAAGGUCUGUCUCCUUCAGCCUCUCUGCUCAUUAGACCCAGCAGAACUCAGCUGUUUGAAUCUGAGUCCGUCUCUCUGAGCUGUGAGGUGCUGGACAACUCUACUGGAUGGAGAAUUAGGUGGAACACAGACAAGGCAGAGGAGUCAGACUGUCCAUUUGGUUGGAGAUCAGAUGCUGGACCCACAUGCAGCACCAGCAGCAUUUCAUCAUGGGAUAAGAGAGUGUACUGGUGUGAGUCGGAAUCUGGACAGCGCAGCAAUGCUGUCAACAUAACAUUUAACUGGAAACCCCGUCCAGUUCUCAAAGUUUCCUCACACAGCUGGCUAGCUGAAGGAGACUCAGUGACUCUGAGCUGUGAGGUUACAGACACCUCCUUAAACUGGACAUUCCUUUGGUACAGAGCAGUUCCCUCCAGAACUGUUCCGCAUGGACAGAACUCACCUGAUGUUCGCUACAGAGGGCACAAGUACUCUGUAGAGCUUCUCUCAGACAGCAGCAGAGGAGCUGGAGGCUCAUACACUCUCAGCCCUGCCGCUCUUCAACACACUGGGCUUUAUGUGUGCAGAGCAGAAGGAGGAGAGCCAACCUAUCAGACAGAGUUCAGUGAUGUGAAGGCUCUCUGGGUCACAGGUCUGUCUCCUCCAGCCUCUCUGGUCAUCAGACCCAACAGAAAUCAGCUGUUUCAAUCUGAGUCCGUCUCUCUGAGCUGUGAGGUGCAGGACAACUCUACUGGAUGGAGAAUUAGGUUUAACACAGACAAGGCAGAGGAAUCAGACUGUCCUCGUGGUUGGAGAUCAGAUGCUGGACCCACAUGCAGCACCAGCAGCCUUUCAUCAUGGGAUAGGGGGGUAUACUGGUGUGAGUCAGACUCUGGAGAACACAGCAACGCUGUCAACAUAACAGUUAACUCAAGACCCCGUCUAGUUCUCAGAUUUUCCUCACACAGCUGGCCAGCUGAAGGAGACUCAGUGACUCUGAGCUGUGAGGUGAGAGACACAACCUUUAACUGGACAUUCCUCUGGUACAGAGCAGUUCCCUCCAGAACUGUUCCUUAUGGACAGAACUCCCCUGAUGUUCGCUACAAAGGGAACAAGUACUCUGUAGAGCUUCUCUCAGACAGCAGCAGAGGAGCUGGAGGCUCCUACACUCUCAGCCCUGCUGCUCUUCAACACACUGGGCUUUAUGUGUGCAGAGCGGAGGGACGAGAGCCGACCUAUCAGACAGAGUUCAGUGAUGUGAAGGCCCUCUGGGUCACAGGUCUGUCUCCUCCAGCCUCUCUGGUUAUCAGACCCAGCAGAACUCAGCUGUUUGAAUCUGAGUCCGUCUCUCUGAGCUGUGAGGUGCAGGACAACUCUACUGGAUGGAGGCUGGAAUGGUCCACGCACAUGGAAAAGAAGUCAGACUGUCCUUAUCGUUGGAGAUCAGAUGUUGGACCCACAUGCAGCACCAGCAGCACUUCAGUAUUGGAUACAGGGGUGUACUGGUGUGAGUCGGAAUCUGGACAACACAGCAACGCUGUCAACAUAACAUUUAACUCAAGACCCCGUCCAGUUCUCGGAGUUUCCCCACACAGCUGGCCAGCUGAAGGAGACUCAGUGACUCUGAGCUGUGAGGUUAGAGACACCUCCUUCAACUGGACGUUCCUCUGGUACAGAGCUGUUUUUUCCAGAAUUGUUCCUUCUGGACAGAACUCACCUGAUGUUCACUACCGAGGGAACAAAUACUCUGUAGAGCUUCUCUCAGAGAGCAGAGGAGCUGGAGGCUCAUACACUCUCAGCCCUGCUGCUCUUCAACACACUGGGCUAUAUGUGUGCAGAGCAGAGGGAGGAGAGCCAACCUAUCAGACAAGGUUCAGUGAUGUGAAGACUCUCUGGGUCACAGGUCUGUAUCCUCCAGCAUCUCUGGUCAUCAGACCCAACAGAACUCAGCUGUUUGAAUCUGAGUCCGUCUCUCUGAGCUGUGAGGUGCAGGACAACUCUACUGGAUGGAGACUGAGAUGGAACACAGACAGAGAGGAGAAGUCAGACUGUCCUCGUGGUUGGAGAUCAGAUGCUGGACCCACAUGCAGCACCAGCAGCAUUUCAGAAUGGGAUAAUGGAGUAUACUGGUGUGAGUCAAAAUCUGAACAACACAGCAACGCUGUCAACAUAACGUUUAACUCGAGACCCCGUCCAGUUCUCAGAGUUUCCCCACACAGCUGGCCAGCUGAAGGAGACUCAGUGACUCUGAGCUGUGAGGUUACAGACACCUCCUUAAACUGGACGUUCCUCUGGUACAGAGCAGUUCCCUCCAGAACUGUUCCUAAUAGAAAGAACUCACCUGAUGUUCACUACAAAGGGAACACUUACUCUGUAGAGCCUGUCUCAGAUAGCAGCAGAGGAGCUGGAGGCUCCUACACUCUCAGCCCUGCUGCUCUUCAACACACUGGGCUUUAUGUGUGCAGAGCAAAGGGAGGAGAGCCAACCUAUCGGACAGAGUUCAGUGAUGUGAAGGCUAUCUGGGUCACAGGUCUGUCUCCUCCAGCCUCUCUGAUCAUCAGACCCAGCAGAACUCAGCUGUUUGAAUCUGAGUCCGUCACUCUGAGCUGUGAGGUGCCGGACGACUCUGCUGGAUGGAGGUUGAGAUGGAACACCGACAAGAAAGAGGAAUCAGACUGUCCUCGUGAUUGGAGAUCAGAUGCUGGACCCACAUGCAGCACCAGCAGUAUUUCAGUGUCGGAUAAGGGAGUUUAUUGGUGUGAGUCAGAAUCUGGACAACACAGCAACGCUGUCAACAUAACAUUUAACUCAAAACCCCAACUAGUUCUCAGAGUUUCCCCACACAGCUGGCCAUCUGAAGGAAACUCAACCACUCUGGGCUGUGAGGUUAGAGACACCUUCUUAAACUGGACGUUCCUCUGGUACAGAGCAGUUCCCUCCAGAUUUGUUCCUAAUGGACAGAACUUACCUGAUGUUCGCUACAAAGGGAACAAGUACUCUGUAGAGCUUCUCUCAGACAGCAGCAGAGGAGCUGGAGGCUCCUACACUCUCAGCCCUGCUGCUCUUCAACACACUGGGCUUUAUGUGUGCAGAGCAGAGGGAGGAGAGCCAACCUAUCAGACAGCGUUCAGUGAUGUGAAGGCUCUCUGGGUCACAGGUUUGUCUCCUCCAGCCUCUCUGGUCAUCAGCCCCAGCAGAACUCGGCUGUUUCAUUCUGAGCCCGUCUCUCUGAGCUGUGAGGUGCAGGACAACUCUACUGGAUGGAGGCUGAGAUGGAACACAGACAGAGAAGAGGAGUCAGACUGUCCUCAUCGUUGGGGAUCAGAUGUUGGACCCACAUGCAGAACCAGCAGCGCUUCACUAUUUGAUGAUGGAGUGUACUGGUGUGAGUCGGAAUCUGGACAACACAGCAACGCUGUCAACAUAACAUUUAACUCGAGACCCCGUUCAGUUCUCAGAGUUUCCCCACACAGCUGGCUAGCUGAAGGAGACUCAGUGACUCUGAGCUGUGAGGUUAGAUACACCUCCUCAGACUGGACAUUCCUCUGGUACAGAGCAGUUCUCUCCAGAACUGCUCCUUAUGGACAGAACUCACCUUAUGUUCGCUACAAAGGGAACACUUACUCUGUAGAGCUUCUCUCAGACAGCAGCAGAGGAGCUGGAGGCUCAUACACUCUCAGCCCUGCUGCUGUUCAACACACUGGGCUUUAUGUGUGCAGAGCAGAGGGAGGAGAGCCAACCUAUCAGACAGAGUUCAGUGAUGUGAAGGCUCUCUGGGUCACAGGUCUGUCUCCUCCAGUCUCUCUGGUCAUCAGCCCCAGCAGAACUCAGCUGUUUGAAUCUGAGUCCGUCUCUCUGAGCUGUGAGGUGCAGGACGACUCUACUGGAUGGAGAAUUAGAUGGAACACAGACAGAGACGAGGAGUCAGACUGUCCCCGUGGUUGGAGAUCAGAUGUUGGACCCACAUGCAGCACCAGCAGCAUUUCAGCAAAUGAUAAGGGAGUGUACUGGUGUGAGUCGGAAUCUGGACAGCGCAGCAAUGCUGUCAACAUAACAUUCAACUCAAAACCCCAACUAGUUCUCAGAGUUUUCCCACACAGCUGGACAGCUGAAGGAGACUCAGUGACUCUGGGCUGUGAGGUUAGAGACACCUCCUUAAACUGGACGUUCCUCUGGUACAGAGCAGUUCCCUCCAGCACUGUUCCUAAUAGACAGCACUCGUCUGAUGUUCGCUACAGAGGGAACACUUACUCUGUAGAGCUUCUCUCAGACAGCAGCAGAGGAGCUGGAGGCUCAUACACUCUCAGCCCUGCUGCUCUUCAACACACUGGGCUUUAUGUGUGCAGAGCAGAGGGAGGAGAGCCAACCUAUCAGACAAAGUUCAGUGAUGUGAAUGCCCUCUGGGUCACAGGUCUGUCUCCUCCAGUCUCUCUGGUCAUCAGACCUAGCAGAACUCAGCUGUUUGAAUCUGAGUCCGUCUCUCUGAGCUGUGAGGUGCAGGACGACUCUACUGGAUGGAGACUGAGAUGGUUCACACGCAGAGAAGAGGAGUCAGGCUGUCCUCGUUAUUGGAGAUCAGAUGUUGGACCCACAUGCAGCAUCAGCAGCACUUCAGCAUCGGAUAAGGGAGUGUACUGGUGUGAGUCAGAAUCUGGACAACACAGCAAUGCUGUCAACAUAACAUUUAACUCGAGACCCCGUCCAGUUCUCAGAGUUUCCCCACACAGCUGGCCAGCUGAAAGAGACUCAGUGACUCUGAGCUGUGAGGUUAGAGACACCUCCUUAAACUGGACGUUCCUCUGGUACAGAGCAGUUCUCUCCAGAACUGUUCCUUAUGGACAGAACUCACCUUAUGUUCACUACAGAGGGAACACUUACUCUGUAGAGCUUCUCUCAGAUAGCAGCAGAGGAGCUGGAGGCUCCUACACUCUCAGCCCUGCUGCUCUUCAACACACUGGGCUUUAUGUGUGCAGAGCAGAGGGAGGAGAGCCAACCUAUCAGACAGAGUUCAGUGAUGUGAAGGCUCUCUGGGUCACAGGUCUGUCUCCUCCAGCCUCUCUGGUCAUCAGACCCAACAGAACUCAGCUGUUUGAAUCUGAGUCCGUCUCUCUGAGCUGUGAGGUUCAGGACAACUCUGCUGGAUGGAGAAUUAGAUGGAACACAGACAGAGACGAGAAGUCAGACUGUCCUCGUGGUUGGAGAUCAGAUGUUGGACCCACAUGCAGCACCAGCAGCACUUCAGUAUCGGAUACAGGAGUGUACUGGUGUGAAUCGGAAUCUGGACAACACAGCAACGCUGUCAACAUAACAUUUAUCUCGAAACCUCAUGCAGUUCUCAGAGUUUCCUCACACAGCUGGCCAGCUGAAGGAGACUCAGUGACUCUGAGCUGUAAGGUUAGACACACCUCCUCAGACUGGACAUUUCUCUGGUACAGAGCAGUUCCCUCCAGAACUGUUCCUUAUGGACAGAACUCACCCGAUGUUCGCUACAAAGGGAACACUUACUCUGUAGAGCUUCUCUCAGAUAGCAGCAGAGGAGCUGGAGGCUCAUACACUCUCAGCCCUGCUGCUCUUCAACACACUGGGCUUUAUGUGUGCAGAGCAGAGGGAGGAGAGCCAACCUAUCAGACAGAGUUCAGUGAUGUGAAGGCCCUCUGGGUCACAGGUCUGUCUCCUCCAGCCUCUCUGGUCAUCAGACCCAGCAGAACUCAGCUGUUUGAAUCUGAAUCCGUCUCUCUGAGCUGUGAGGUGCAGGACAACUCUACUGGAUGGAGGCUGAGAUGGAACACAGACAGAGAAGAGGAAUCAGACUGUCCUCGUGAUUGGAGAUCAGAUGCUGGACCCACAUGCAGCACCAGCAGCAUUUCAGCAAAUGAUAAGGGAGUGUACUGGUGUGAGUCGGAAUCUGGACAACACAGCAAUGCUGUCAACAUAACAUUUAACUCGGGACCCCGUCCAGUUCUCAGAUUUUUGCCACACAGCUCACUAGCUGAAGGAGACUCAGUGACUCUGAGCUGUGAGGUUAGAGACACAACCUUUAACUGGACGCUCCUCUGGUACAGAGCAGUUCCCUCCAGAUUUGUUCCUAAUGGACAAAACUCACCUGAUGUUCGCUACAAUGGGAACACUUACUCUGUAGAGCUUCUCUCAGACAGCAGCAGAGGAGCUGGAGGCUCAUACACUCUCAGCCCUGCCGCUCUUCAACACACUGGGCUUUAUGUGUGCAGAGCAGAGGGAGGAGAGCCAACCUAUCAGACAGUGUUCAGUGAUGUGAAGGCCCUCUGGGUCACAGGUCUGUCUCCUCCAGCCUCUCUGGUCAUCAGACCCAACAGAACUCAGCUGUUUGAAUCUGAGUCCGUCUCUCUGAGCUGUGAGGUGCAGGACAACUCUACUGGAUGGAGGCUGAGAUGGAACACUGACAAGAAAGAGGAAUCAGACUGUCCUCGUGGUUGGAGAUCGGAUGCUGGAACCACAUGCAGCACCAGGAGCGCUUCACUAUGGGAUAGAGGGCGGUACUGGUGUGAGUCGGAAUCUGGACAACACAGCAACGCUGUCAACAUAAUAUUUAACUGGAGUCCCCGUCCAGUUCUCAGAUUUUCCUCACACAGCUGGCCAGCUGAAGGAGACUCAGUGACUCUGAGCUGUAAGGUUACAGACACCUCCUUAAACUGGACAUUCCUGUGGUACAGAGCAGUUCCCUCCAGCACUGUUCCUUAUGGACAGAACUCACAUGAUGUUCGCUACGAAGGGAACACUUACUCUGUAAAGCUUCUCUCAGACAGCAGCAGAGGAGCUGGAGGCUCCUACACUCUCAGCCCUGCUGCUCUUCAACACACUGGGCUUUAUGUGUGCAGAGCAGAGGGAGGAGAGCCAACCUAUCAGACAGAGUUCAGUGAUGUGAAGCCUCUCUGGGUCACAGGUCUGUCUCCUCCAGCUUCUCUGGUCAUCAGCCCCAACAGAACUCAGCUGUUUGCAACUGAGUCCGUCUCUCUGAGGUGUGAGGUGCAGGACAACUCUACUGGAUGGAGAAUUAGAUGGAAGACAGCCAGAGACCAGAAGUCAGACUGUCCUCGUGGUUGGAGAUCAGUUGUUGGACCCACAUGCAGCACCAGCAGCACUUCAGUAUCGGAUAAGGGAGUAUACUGGUGUGAGUCGGAAUCUGGACAACACAGCAACGCUGUGAACAUAACAUUUAACUCGAGACCCAGUCCAGUUCUCAGAUUUUCAUCAAACAGCUGGCCAGCUGAAGGAGACUCAGUGACUCUGAGCUGUAAGGUUACAGACACCUCCUUAAACUGGACGUUCCUCUGGUACAGAGCAGUUCCCUCCAGAACUGUUCCUGAUAGACAGCACUCGCCUGAUGUUCGCUACAAAGGGAACAAAUACUCUGUAGAGCUUCUCUCAGACAGCAGCAGAGGAGCUGAAGGCUCCUACACUCUCAGCCCUGCUGCUCUUCAACACACUGGGCUUUAUGUGUGCAGAGCAGAGGGAGGAGAGCCAACCUAUCGGACAGUGUUCAGUGAUGUGAAGCCUCUCUGGGUCACAGGUCUGUCUCCUCCAGCCUCUCUGAUAAUCAGACCCAGCAGAACUCAGCUGUUUGAAUCUGAGUCCGUCUCUCUGAGCUGUGAGGUGCAGGACAACUCUACUGGAUGGGGAAUUAGAUGGAACACAGACAGAGAACAGGAGUCAGACUGUCCUCGUUAUUGGAGAUCAGUUGGACCCACAUGCAACACCAGCAGCACUUCAGUAUGGGAUAAUGGAGUGUAUUGGUGUGAGUCGGAAUCUGGACAACACAGCAACGCUGUCAACAUAACAUUUAACUCGAGACCCAUUCCAGUUCUCAGAGUUUCCCCACACAGCUGGCCAGCUGUAGGAGACUCAGUGACUCUGAGCUGUAAGGUUAGAUACACCUCUUUAAACUGGACGUUCCUCUGGUACAGAGCAGUUCCCUCCAGAACUGUUCCUUAUGGACAGAACUCACCAGAUGUUCACUACAAAGGGAACACUUACUCUGUAGAGCUUCUCUCAGAUAGCAGCAGAGGAGCUGGAGGCUCCUACACUCUCAGCCCUGCUGCUCUUCAACACACUGGGCUUUAUGUGUGCAGAGCAGAGGGAGGAGAGCCAACCUAUCAGACAGCGUUCAGUGAUGUGAAUGCCCUCUGGGUCACAGGUCUGUCUCCUCCAGCCUCUCUGGUCAUCAGACCCAGGACUCAGCUGUUUAAAUCUGAGUCCGUCUCUCUGAGCUGUGAGGUGCAGGACAACUCUACUGGAUGGAGGCUGAGAUGGAACACAGACAGAAAAGAGAAGUCAGACUGUCCUCGUGGUUGGAGAUCAGAUGCUGGACCCACAUGCAGCACCAGCAGCAUUUCAACACAUGAUAAGGGAGUGUACUGGUGUGAGUCGGAAUCUGGACAACACAGCAAGGCUGUGAAUAUGUCAGUAACCUCUGGCAAUGUGAUUCUGGAGAGCCCUACCCACCCUGUGACUGAAGGAGAUCCUUUGACUCUACGCUGUGUAUAUCAGAGCAGACCCUCAACCACCAGUGCUGAUUUCUAUAAAGACGGCUCACUCCUUCAGAGCCAGACUGCAGGAGAGAUGACCAUCCCUGCAGUCUCAAAGGCACACACGGGCUCCUACCGGUGCAGACACCCAAAACUGGGAGAGUCACCAGAGAGCUGGGUGACAGUCACUGGGAGAGACGGCCCCUAAGUCAUAUUCAUUGAUGGAAUUCCUGUUUAUCUGCUCGCACUGGUUGGCUCUCUACUGACAUCUGAGCUGUCUGGAAUGCAGCAUAAAGUCUUCCAACAUUAUCAAGGACAUGAGCAAGGAUCUAAGCUCAAACAUCAGAGGAUCAGCUUAGUGCCCCCACACCACCUGAUCGCUUUAGUUCAUGCAUGAGACACUUGCUCAUUGGCUGACUUUGCCUGGCAUCUAAACUAGGGCCUGAUGAAUAAAAAUAAAUAUUGUUAGUCUGUAAUGCGCCAUUGUAACCUAGGAAUUUAUGAUCUCUGUCAUUUGUAUUGACUGAAACGUAGGAACUACGCAUGAUUACUGUAGCUGAGUUCUAAACUGCAUAUUAUUUUAAACAAAAGGUAUGUUCAGUGCUACAGUAUAUAAUAAUGCUCUCUAAUGUUUGAAUAAAUAAAACAUUUACACC